Messenger RNA from Colias croceus (clouded yellow), 689 nucleotides. RefSeq lists its product as uncharacterized. The record is from RefSeq and is a predicted model, not a curated record. Lineage: Eukaryota; Metazoa; Arthropoda; Insecta; Lepidoptera; Pieridae. The transcript has 4 exons. Bases 111 to 689 code for a protein of 192 amino acids.
UCGGCCGUCGAGCAUUUCGCGCUACUUUCGUAAUUCGUUGCGUGGUGCGACCGGCCGCCUCGCCUGGCCCGCAGGAAGUAAAAGUUCGAAGUGAUCUUUGUCACGAGUGUAUGGCGUCAGUAACGGAUAACAUUGCAGGUGCAGGGUCAGAAAUAUUUAACCCACUUCCACCAGUGUUAUGUCAUAAUCCUCGACUUAAAGUGGAGCCAGAAAAGGUAUCACUAAGAAAUGUAUUUGCUGAAAAGUUGCCACAUCAACAUAAAUCAGAGAUUGUUAUCAAAGAAGAGACUAAAAAGGAUCCUGUUCCAAAGUUUCCUUUACAUAUAAGUUGGUCACCUAGUCAUUUUUGUUUUGACCUUAAUGGCGAAGUAAUGAUAUGUAAAUUACGAAUUUGGAAUCCAGGCAACCGCACCAUUUAUACCCGAUGUUGUGGUUUAUGGGAUGACUCAGCACGACUAGGAGCGAGCUGGAAAACUUAUCCUCGAACGAGAUUCCGCUUAGUUCCAGGUCAAGAGGGCAUACUAUACAUAAAAGCCACACCUAGAGAUCGUUCUCCGAUACCAUUAGCUCAUAUUGGCUUGCAAAUAACUUCGGCUCAUUUGAGGGAUAAUGUUGUCGGGUACUUUUUAGUACCCAUACUGGUCAAAUUUAUGACGUACGUACCUCCCUGUCUUAUGGCAGAUGAAUAA